AUGUCCCGCUCAGGCUACGACGCCGUCGUAGACGUGGACGAUGAAGGCGACCUAGGCCACACAGACCUCCGCGAAGACCUCGAGUUCCACCAGUCCAAUUUUUCCUCCACAACGAACCUGAACAAACCAUCUGGUUUGCCCCUCCCAGCUACAGCCUCCUCCUCCGCGGGGGGGCAAAGCGGAGGAAAAAAGCUGAUCUGGACGCUUGGGUUCUACUCCCAGUUCUUUGACGUGGACACGACGAGUGUUUUGCAGCGGUGCUGGGCUGCGCUGUUCCCGCGGGCUAAUUUCCUGGAUGUGUUGGAGGGAAACCCGGAUUUGUACGGGCCGUUUUGGAUCGCGACGACGGUGGUGUUGAUUUUGUUUUUGGGCGGGACGAUAAGUGAUUAUCUGGCUAGUACGGGGAGGGGGAAUUUUGCGUAUGACUUUCGGUUGUUGUCUGGCGCCGCUGGGUUGGUUUACGGGUACACGACCUUCAUCCCGGUGGUUCUGUAUCUUGCGCUGAGGUACUUUGGGUCCGAGUCGGCUAAUCUUUUGGAGUGCUGGGCGUUGUAUGGGUAUUCGAACUUGAUUUGGAUUCCUGUCGCGCUCGUGAGCUGGUCGCCGAUCAAGAUUUUGAACUGGGUGUUUGUGGGGGUUGGGUUUGGGGUUAGCGUGGCGUUUUUGUUGAGGAAUUUGUAUCCUGUCCUCAGCGCGACCGACAGGCAGACCAGCAAGGUGUUGCUGGUGGCGGUGGUGGCGUUGCACUUUGGGUUGGCGAUUGCGAUCAAGGUGCUGUUUUUUGCGCAUGGGAGCCCGCUGCCUGGGGGGAAGGAGGAGACGGGGCCUGGGACGGGGGGUGGGGAUGGGGAUGGGGGGGAUAAACAGGCCAUGUUUUUCUAAGGGAAACGGGGGAGAGAGUGGUGAAGAGGUAUUGGAACUGGGGUGAGGUCAGUUUGAAGUGUGCGAGAUGGGUUUAAUGGGCGUUCACAGGCGAAAAAGUCAUGGAAUUAUCAUUGUCCAAGGUUAGGCGUGCUUGGUUAGGGUUGUACGAGU
Molecule: messenger RNA, 1035 nt
Organism: Podospora pseudocomata
Lineage: Eukaryota; Fungi; Ascomycota; Sordariomycetes; Sordariales; Podosporaceae
Exons: 3
Coding region: 1-882 (293 amino acids)
Biological process (GO): vesicle-mediated transport
Cellular component (GO): membrane; Golgi apparatus
Molecular function (GO): small GTPase binding
Source: RefSeq, a predicted model, not a curated record